This is a messenger RNA of Dothidotthia symphoricarpi CBS 119687, 993 nucleotides long. Its product is annotated as kinase-like protein. The transcript has a single exon. Gene Ontology annotation, molecular function: ATP binding; protein serine/threonine kinase activity. Gene Ontology annotation, biological process: protein phosphorylation. The record is from RefSeq and is a predicted model, not a curated record. NCBI's taxonomy places the organism in Eukaryota, Fungi, Ascomycota, Dothideomycetes, Pleosporales, Dothidotthiaceae. The annotation marks the transcript as partial. Gene Ontology annotation, cellular component: cytoplasm.
GACUGGAAGAAAAAGCAGCACAUAACCCGCGCCGUCUCCCUCGUCCAGCACAAAACCGCCCCCACCACGCUCCUCAUAAAAAAGGUCCUCGCCCACUCCCCCAAGACCUCGCGCUCGCCGUUCCCCGCAGAAAUCCGGGCCCUGAACCUCCUCCCGCGCUGCAACCGCGUGCUGAUACACACUUUCUACGCCCCGUCCACCCCCGAUACCGCGCACGGCACGGCGUUCUAUGCGUACUGUCCGCUGGGCGACGUGAUGGCGUGGAAAGAAACGCACUUCGACGAUAGGAACAAGCCCGUGCCAGAAAGUCACAUAUGGCGGUUCUUCCUACAAAUAAGCCAAGCGCUUGCGUUUCUGCAGUGUGCGCUCGGCCCAGCGACGGCGACGAGGGAGGUGCUGCUACAUCGCGACAUCAAGCCUGAAAACGUGCUAGUCGUGCACAACGGGACGGCGUAUCCGUCGUUCAAGCUGCACGACUUUGACUGCAUGAAAAUUGUGAAGCGAACGGGGAAGACAAGGCGGACGAGUAUUUGCGGCACGUUCGAGUGGCAGGGGCCUGAGAAUCCGCGGAUUAAUAAUACGGCGGCGGAGGUCUGGGCGGUGGGGGCUUGUGUGUAUUUCCUGGCUGUUGGGGAGCCGCCGGUUGGGGAUGUGGAUGCGUAUGGGGAGAUGAGGCGGAGGCGGAUGGGGAAGAAGGGGCUGCCGAAGGGGGCGAGGGUUUAUCCGAGUCCGGAGCAUUACUUUGCUGCGAGGGUGCCGAGGAGGGUUGUGCGGAUUAAUCUUUCUAGGGAGGAGCAGGAGGAGCGGGGGAUUAGUUCGUUGAAUCAUCGGUAUGGCGAUGAGCUUAAUGACUGGAUGAUGCGGUGUCUUUCUCACAAACCAGACGAGCGGCCAACUACGGAAAAGUUGGUGGACGAGAUGGGUCCUGUGGCGCGAGGUAUGUUGGAGAAGUUGGGUGGUAAGGCAGCUUUGGUGGAUAUGGACGUGACGUUU